ACCAUGUUACUUGUGUUGGAAUGAAAGAUAUUUAUCAGUGGAGACACAGAUUCAGCAGAUCCACAGAGAGACGAGACCUUUGCUGUACAUGAACACUGAUUGUUGGAGGAGGAGGAGGAGGUUAGCUCAGACAGGGGGUCUUUGUGGGCCCCCGGACAAAGAGCCACUCUCAGUCCACUGCCCUCCUCCUCAGAGGGAGUCCAGUGACAGUGGAGCUCGGACACCAAACCAGCCGGACGCUCUGCUGCUGAGCUCCGUCCUCCCGUCUGCUUCAGGUCCAACUGUGAGAAGACAUGAAGCUCUGCCUCGGACUCUUCCUGCUGCUCUGCUGUGGGACGCUUCAUCUGGCUUCUGGACUUCGCUGCUACAAAUGCUCAGAUUACACCGGACGCUGUGAGAACGUCCAGGAGUGCACGUACGAGGACUCCUGCAUUUCUCUGAGUGAACGAGGUGGAAAGACCAUCCGUCAGUGCAUCAGAUACACAGACUGUGAUAACUCUCGCCUCACCCAGAUGUUCCCGGCAAUCUCCGGCUUCACUUACCGCUGCUGCAGCAGCAACCUGUGCAACUCCAGCCAUGCUGUCACCGUGGCCAAGCCCCUCCUGGCGCUGCUGGGGUCGCUGCUGAUCAACUGGUCUUGUUGGACCUCCUGAUCAACUGGUUCUGUUGGACCUGCUGAUCAACUGGUCCUGUUGGACCUCCUGAUCAACUGGUUCUGUUGGACCUGCUGAUCAACUGGUCCUGUUGGACCUCCUGAUCAACUGGUUCUGUUGGACCUGCUGAUCAACUGGUUCUGUUGGACCUCCUGAUCAACUGGUUCUGUUGGACCUGAAGACGCUGCGGCUCAAUGAACUGGUUCCUGAUCAUUUAUGAUGUUUUGUGACGUUAACAUGAACUAAAGUGAGAGUUGAUGUUUGUUUUUGGUAGAUUCUGUAACUUCCUGUUUCUCAUAUUAAAAACUUUUUUACAUUAGUUUAACAAUAAACA
Messenger RNA from Platichthys flesus (European flounder), 987 nucleotides. RefSeq names its product CD59 molecule (CD59 blood group) (gene cd59b). The transcript has 3 exons. Bases 294 to 653 code for a protein of 119 amino acids. Lineage: Eukaryota; Metazoa; Chordata; Actinopteri; Pleuronectiformes; Pleuronectidae. The record is from RefSeq and is a predicted model, not a curated record.